Messenger RNA from Galleria mellonella (greater wax moth), 3712 nucleotides. RefSeq lists its product as uncharacterized. The transcript is spliced from 7 exons. NCBI's taxonomy places the organism in Eukaryota, Metazoa, Arthropoda, Insecta, Lepidoptera, Pyralidae. Gene Ontology annotation, molecular function: monocarboxylic acid transmembrane transporter activity. Gene Ontology annotation, biological process: monocarboxylic acid transport; transmembrane transport. Bases 311 to 2551 code for a protein of 746 amino acids. The record is from RefSeq and is a predicted model, not a curated record.
AGUACAAUUUACGAACAGCAUGACGAUUAGCAACUAAAUCUCUUUAUAGAUUCUAUAUUGUGUACAAUGUUAAAUAAAGUUGAUAAAAUAAUUUCGCAUUGGAAGUUCAUUAGGCAAACAGACGGCGAGUAUAUGCGACGUGUCCGCGGGAUCACGCUCACCCAUCGUGUCCUAUGACCUUCGUAGACUCAAUAUUUAUUUCAUACAUAAAUCAAAAACCAGAUAAGGCAUAUUUAUUAUGCUAUAACGUGCUUAAUAUAAUUCGUAUAGAGCUAAUUAUCAAAACAGCAUUCUGCAUUUGUGAAAUAAAAUGGCUAAAAAAGGUAUUAAAUCAAAAGUGAAAAGGGAUGGAGAAUUCGUGCCUCCUGACGGGGGAUGGGGUUGGAUGAUAAUUUUUGCUGCUGGAAUUUCUAAUCUGUCGGCCCUACCCAUCCUUCAGCAGUUUGGUCUACUCUUCAGGGAUAAAUUCGAGCGGCUAGGCAUCACCAGUUCCGAGACAACUACCAUCAUCAACAUGAACUCCGCGCUGACCUCUUGCGUCGGUCUAGCUAAUGGUCCAAUGUUCAAAACAUUCAGCUAUAGAAAAGUUUCACUAGCAGGAGCAACGAUUGUAUUUAUUUCCCUCAUGUUAACUACGUUCUCCUAUAAUUUUAUUACUUAUCUCAUAUCUUUCUCAAUAUUAUAUGGUGCUGGUUAUGGUAUCAGUAGUUCAGCUAAUGCUCUUGCAUUAAAUACGUAUUGGAAAAACAGAAGACGAUUAGCAACUAGUCUAUCAUGGACUACAACAGGUCUUGGCCCUAUGUUGUGGCCACAUAUAAUAACAGCAUUAUUUGCUAUAUUUGGGGAAACGGGAACAAUUCUUAUUUUAGGUGGAAUAUCACUGCAUGCAAUAGCAUGCGCACUUUUAUUGCAGCCAGUUGAGUGGCAUUGUAGAAAACCUAAGCAAGAAGAAACAAAGUUUCUUAAGUCGAGUCUAGCUCAAGAAAAAUUACAACAAAACGAUAAAACAGAUUUAGAUUGUAGAAAAAUACAAGAAAGUGGUUAUUUUAGUUCAAAAAUAAAAAAUCUAAGUGCAUUCUCAAGUCAAUAUCUUUAUAAUGAGGAUGAUCCAGUUACUCCUGGCUAUGAAAUAAUAGACCCUGGUGUACCAAUGAUGGUGCGUGCAAAUGACGGAUAUUAUAGUCAAUCAAGACAAUCUAGAAGUAGACAUGCUUCAAGGGAUGCUUCUACAAAAAAUUCUCGUAUGAAUUCAAAGAAACCAUCCAUGACAAAUCUAGCAGAAAACCGAUCACGUAAAUCGUCAACAUUGUACUUAAAUGAAUCAAAAAAGAAUUCAGCAGUAAAUCUCGGAGCUCUUGUACAUGAACGUGAGAAGCCGACAAAUAAAGUAAAACGAAAGACUUCUAUCACAUUAAAUACACAAAUUCCAGAAUCAGAAAUAGAAGAUUGUCCAACAUUAAAAGCACCACAAGAUUUGAAGGCAGAUGAAAAAGUAGUUGUUGAAAAUAUUGAUCCAGGUAAAGCAAAAGAUAUUGCAGAUAGAGCAGAAAAACAUUUGGUUACAAAUAAAAGUAUUAAAUCUUUUAAAAUGGAUGGACAAUAUGGAGAAAAGUAUACGAAAGAUAAUCAUAGCAAUAUAUCAUUAAAAUUCCAAGAUGAACAUGAUGAAAAAAAGUAUUUGAAAGAUAAUCAUAGCAAUCAGUCAUAUCGCACCAGAUACAGAAGAAAAUCUAAUAAUUUUAAUUAUGAAAGUGAAGUUUUAAAGCAAGCUUCUAUGAAAUUAGAGCAAUAUUUAAAAGAUAAUGAAGAUAAAAAUAAUGUAGACAAAAUGAAAUUCCUUAUAAACAGUCGUACUGAGGACGAAGAAGAUACCGUUUUUGAGGAAAAAGAAGAUAAUGAAGAAAAGGAAAUGACGUUUUGUGAAAAAAUUUACAUAUUUUUUGACUUGGAUCUUUUAAAAGAUUUUACAUUUAUUAAUUUAAUGUUGGGAAUAACGUUAGCAAAUUUUAAUGAACUAAAUUUUUCUAUACUAACGCCAUUUAUUCUUGGUGAUUAUGGACUCUCAAAACCUGAAGUGGCUCUGUUUAUGUCUCUUUUGGCUGGAAUCGACCUUUGUGUUAGAUUUUGCAUACCAUUUGUUGCGGGCAAAAUAGGAUGGGACAAUAAUUUUUUCUUUCUUUUCGGAGUUAUGUCUAUGGCUAUGGGAAGAGUAGUUCUUGCAUACUGUCAGUCCUACAGUGUGGUACUAAUUGUAGCAGUUAUGAUAGGGUUUGGCAAAGGCUUGAGGACAGUGUUUAUGGCUCUUGUUAUACCUACCCAUGUGCCUCUUCACAAGUUGCCAGGGGCGACUGGUAUCCAACUGUUGACUGCUGGAAUCGUAUAUCUUUCAUUAGGACCAGUUGUAGGUUGGAUAAAAGACAACGCAUCCACAGCUGUGACAUUGCAUUGCUUGAAUAUAUUUACGUGGCUGACGGCUUUGUCCUGGGGUUUGGAAAAAUACUUAAGAACGAGAAAACAGAAGGCUACUAAUCAAGAAUUAGUUAAAGCUUAAAUAAAUUCAUUAUAAAUAUAACUGGUACACAGCCUCAGUGACCAGUGCAAAAUUAAAUCUAUCUUCCCGGUCACAUCUUGUAUUCAGAGCUUUAAAAUUGAUUUUUGUUUUUAAUCUGUAUAAAAAAAAAUAGAAUAAAAAUAAAAAACAACACUUUAAAUAUCUUUGGACCAGAUUUUUCGAUUCUUCAAAUGUUAUAUUGCAUUUAUUAUUUAUUUAUUUAAAAUGUAGACGAAAUCCUUAAAUUGAAGGAUAUAAAGUACAUACGUCUCCAUUUGAGAAUUAGAGAUGUCACCUCCCUAAAAUCCUUACACUUAUUUUUAUAAGUAGCUAGCCUUUUUCCAGGUACUGCGUACUUACAUGUGGAUUUCAGAAAUAAGAAAACUAAUGAAGUAAACUACUUCUAGAAAACAUAUCAAGAUAAAAUGAACACCAGAUUCAAAGUUCGACUAUUGAAAAAGCGCAAUUGUGAAAAUUCUAUUGGGUUUAAUAGUUUUUGCGUGAUGUCGAUACAAAAGUACAGACACAUAAAAUUUUUAAAAAUUAUAUUAUAUUGAGUCCUAUUUUCUUUUAAAAAUUCCUUAUAUAAAUUUUUCUUAAAUAUCGUUCAACAUCAAGAGUUUAUUGACUUUUAUAGGAAAAACAAAUGUUGUAUACACUGUCUCUAUCAUAAAAUCAGUAUCAACUCUCAUGAUUUGAUUAAGGUUCUCAACUUAAUAAUUUUUGUCUAAACUUAGAGAGAAAAAUGUCUGUAAUGGGAUUUAUAAAAGGUCAAAUAAAAAUAGUCCAUUGCCAAAUAUUUUAGAAGUUAUUAGUAAUGAUUUGAAACAUGGUUAAGAUUAAAUAUUAUCAAAUGGCAACCCUGUCGGUCAACUGUCAAACUUGACAAAUAUAAGUGGUUUAGUUAUCAAAUAUUCGCUCGAAGAGAUACAUUAACAUCUCGAAGUAGUUUGUGCUCGAAGAAUCGGACCUAGUGCAAUAUUUUUUUACUUCAGUGAUGUUUGUAUUUUAGACUUGUCUUUCAUGUAUUUUUCGUUUGUUUAUUAUUACAUAAUCGGUAUUUUAUCUACGAGUAUUAGAACUUCCAGUCUUAUUGGACUGUUAAUACCUCGUAAUAUCUACAUAUGUAGUGAUUUAUUAAAUGAAUACAUUUGGAUAUAA